AUGAGUUACAACACAGGAGCUACCUUCGUUCCGGGAGGAGACGACUCCUAUUAUAUGCCAGAGCUCGCGCAGCCUACUCCAAACAGGUAUGCUGAUCAGAAUCCAAGUAGUGGUCCGUCGCUGAACGGCUCAAGGGCCUAUGAACUGCCGACUAAUAUGCAACACAAUGUUGCUCAGAUGGAACACGUUGCGUCAAGUCCUAACUCUUCAGCUUAUUCCGGUUCUGUCUAUACUCCCCAGUCCGCAGAAUACGCGCCCGCAAACAUGAAUGCGUGGUCGAGUGCGGUGCCCCCAAGCGAUUACCACAAUGGUUACGACCAGAGGGCUCCCUCACACAACCCUCCUCAGUCGUUCCAGCAGAACAAUUACCCUCCACGAACGACGUCAACCGCGCAGAUAGAGCAGCCAAACUUCUCUCCAUUUCCCGUCCUUCGCAAUCCUCCGCCUAAUAUCCCUCCCACCGACGAGCAGAAAGAGGCGACUCUGGAAGCUGCGAGGGCCGCUGUACUGAGCUGCAACGAUCCCGAUACACAGUUGACAUGGGCACAAGAUGCGCUAGCAUAUGUCGAAAUUUGUCAGCAAAAUGAAGAAAGGGUAGCUUUGGCACAGACACCCAGGUCGAGAACGCCUCGGAUAGAACAUAUGUUGAGGGAAGAUGCGCUCAAAAUCACAAACUUCCUGGCUGACCAGCAUCACCCCAAGGCUGAGUUCAUGAGGGGUAUGUGGUUGGAGUUUGGCAAGUUCGGUCACAGGAUUGACAAGAAAGAGGCAUUCCUCUGCUAUUCCAGAGCAGCUGAACGGGGCUACGUUCGAGCUGACUACAGGAUUGGGAUGCAAUUCGAGUCAUCGAAUGACGCUUUGAAGGCUAUAAAAUACUAUCAGAAGGGGGCGGACGCCUCAGAUUCUGCUUCAUGUUACCGGCUGGGGAUGAUGACACUGCUCGGUCAACACGGGCAACCACAAGAUUAUGAACGUGGUCUUCAGCUGAUCUAUCUUGCUGCGCAGACAGCCGAUGAGAAUGCUCCACAAGGCGCUUUUGUUUUCGGUAUGCUGCAGGCGCAUCAGAUGACACAAGUCCAAGUACCCGAGCGUUAUCUCCCCAAGGACAUCUCUGCUGCCAAGAUUAACAUUGAAAAGGCCGCGUAUCUGGGUUUUGCCAAAGCACAGGUCAAGAUGGGACAGGCCUACGAGCUUGGGGAAUUGGGAUGUCCCUUUGACCCUGCGCUCUCCUUACAUUACAACGCUCUUGCUGCUAGGCAAGGCGAGCCUGAGGCGGAGCUUGCAAUCAGCAAAUGGUUUCUCUGCGGCCACGAGGGAUUAUUUGAAAAGAACGAGGAAAUGGCCUUUACGUAUGCACAGCGUGCAGCAUUGGCCGGAUUUCCUACCGCACAAUUCGCCAUGGGCUAUUACUAUGAAGUCGGUAUAUACGUACCGGUGAACUUCGAACAAGCCAAGGAGUGGUACCGCAAAGCGUCGCAGAGCGGAAACCAAGAUGCAAAUGGAAGAAUUGAUGCUAUUUCCAGGUCAAAGACCCUAUCGCGGAAGGACCACGAAAGCGUUGCUCUCUCCAAAAUUAGACAACAGCGUGGCUCGAUGAUAGGGCGACCACAAAUGCCAAUGCUUGCAGAAGAGAGGCUGGACAUGCCUGAUCCCUCCCGGUUAUCUCUCGAAAACCGAAAGCCUUCUCCAGGCCGACCGGGAAGCACUGCUCCAUACCCCACUGGUCCCUCGAAUUUGCCACAUGUUCCAGAUUUCCGGCCAACGUCUGGAUUCGGCAGCAACCCCAAUAUACGACCGAGUUCCACUGCUCCUUUGGGAGGACUCAGGCCUGAUCCAUAUGGUCAACCUCAUUUGUCUCCACAGACGCGCCCUUACUCGAGCAACGAUACUCGGGUUCCAGGACCUGGAUAUGGUCGUGGUGAUCGCAUACCUUCUGGACCGGCUCCUUCACGCCCGGGACCUCCGCCGCAACGACCCGGCACUGCUUCACCUCAUAUUGGGGCCCAGGCACCACCUAAGCUUGACAUCGGGUAUUCUGCUCCCCUCGAACAAAGACGACCUCAGCAACCUCCACAGCCUAAUGGCUAUGGAAGACCACAGCCACCUGGGCCCGGUCCCCACGGUCCUCCUCGUCCCUCUCCUCGCCCUGGUCAGGCUCCGCCUCAGUCACAGGGACCUCCUCAAAAUCGCCCUGCACCACAGAACGCUAGACCGGGCUACGGCAACCCACCGCAAAACAUCAGGCCAGCAAACAUGCCUCCGUCCAAGCCAGCCGCUAAUGCACCGAGUGGGAAUGCUCCUCCGUCUAAGCCCAAUCAAGUGUCAGCAAACGCAGCUCGCCCUCCUGGCAAGGGUCCCAAGACGUUUGACGAAAUGGGCGUUCCUGCGGGCAAAGACAAAGGCGAAUGUAUUGUUAUGUGA
Exophiala spinifera is the source of this 2421-nucleotide messenger RNA. RefSeq lists its product as uncharacterized. The transcript is spliced from 2 exons. The record is from RefSeq and is a predicted model, not a curated record. Lineage: Eukaryota; Fungi; Ascomycota; Eurotiomycetes; Chaetothyriales; Herpotrichiellaceae. Gene Ontology annotation, molecular function: protein binding. Bases 1 to 2421 code for a protein of 806 amino acids.